UUGCCGAGUCACCGCCGGGCGGGGCCGCCGCGGGCGGGGCGGGGCCGGGCGGGGCGAGCGCCGCAGCGGGACCGGUCGGCAGCUCCUGCAUCCCGGCCGGCAGCAUCUCCGCACCGGGCCCCGCACCCCCGCGGCCCCGGCCUCGGCGGGGCCAUGGCCGAGAUCACCAGUGUCCACCCCGGCUUCGAUGUGUCCCCCGUGGUGGCAGGACUCAUUGGAGCCACCGUGCUGGUGGUUUCUGUCUCAGUCACAGUCUUUGUGUGGACAUGCUGUCACCAGCAAGCAGAAAAGAAGCACAAAACCCCCCCCUACAAAUUCAUCCACAUGCUGAAAGGCAUCAGCAUCUACCCGGAGACCUUGAGCAACAAGAAGAAAAUCAACCGGAUCCGGAGAGACAAAGAGGGGGGCAGGGGGAACCUCCUGGUGGAUGCUGCUGAGUCUGGCUUGAUGGGCCCCACCAAAGCUCCAGAUGGACCCCCCCAGGUCGACCAGCUCCCCAUCAAAGUCGAUUAUGGAGAUGAACUCAGCCCAGAUCAAAGCCUCACUCCGGGAGGGAGCAAAACCUCCUCUCCUUCUUCCCCGGGCGACGACGUCCUGCUGGGAGACCUGACUUUCUCAGUGGACUACAACUUCCCCAAAAAAGCUCUGGUGGUCACCAUCCAGGAGGCUCACGGGCUGCCCGUGAUGGACGAGCACACGCAGAGCUCCGACCCUUACAUCAAGAUGACAAUUCUGCCCGACAAGAGGCACCGCGUCAAGACCCGCGUGCUCCGCAAGACCCUGGAGCCCGUUUUCGACGAGACCUUCACCUUCUACGGGAUCCCCUACAGCCAGCUGCAGGACCUGGUGCUGCAUUUCCUGGUGCUCAGCUUCGACCGCUUCUCCCGCGAUGAUGUGAUCGGGGAGGUGAUGGUGCCCCUGGCAGGGGUGGAUCCCAGCACUGGCAAGGUGCAGCUGACCAGGGAGAUCCUCAAAAGGAACAUACAAAAAUGCAUCAGCAGAGGGGAGCUGCAGGUGUCCCUGUCCUACCAGCCCGUGGCACAGAGGAUGACCGUGGUGGUGCUGAAAGCCAGGCAUUUGCCAAAGAUGGACAUCACUGGCCUCUCAGGUAACCCCUACGUCAAGGUGAACGUUUACUACGGCCGCAAGCGCAUCGCCAAGAAGAAAACCCACGUCAAGAAGUGCACUUUGAACCCCGUCUUCAACGAGUCCUUCAUCUACGACAUCCCCGUGGAUCUGCUGCCCGACAUCAGCAUCGAGUUCCUGGUGAUCGACUUCGACCGCACCACCAAGAACGAGGUGGUGGGCAGGCUGAUCCUGGGCGCGCACAGCGCCAGCGCCGCGGGCACCGAGCACUGGCGCCAGGUCUGCGACAGCCCCGGCAAAGCCGUGGCCAAGUGGCACAGCCUGAGCGAGUACUGAGCCCUCCCAGGACGGAUGGCAAACUCGGUUUUAGCUGUAGGACUGAAGGACUUGGCGUUGAGGAGCAGCAGCUGGUUGGUUCUUAUGGGUGUUCUCAGUUUAGGCAGGGAGAAAGGAGAGUUUCUAAGCAGGUUUUAGCAUUUCCAGCUUGCAAAAGGAUCGUUCCAAGGAGAAUUUCAGCUGUUAGAGUGGAGGAAUUAUGAGGAGGGAUAGAGGGAUUCCACUUAAAUAAGUGAGAAUGAGCAGAAGGACCAGGAAAGGGAAUCUACAAAGAAAAGAGGAAUAAAAUUAGAGGGGUAGCAACACAAAAAGGAAGAUGAGAUGGGGACCCAGGUGAAAUGCACCCAGUGGGACAAGACACAGGCAAAGCAUUGAGUGAGCUGGCAGGAGUCACUGCAUUUGUAUUUACUUGUGUUCUGGGAUCCUAAAAACCUUUAGCCUGGUUAGGAACUCUCCUUUCUCCCUGACUAAACUGAGAAUACCCAUAGGUUCUCUCUGACUAAACUGAGAAUACCCAUAGGUUCUCUUUAGUGAUGUGGUUUUUGCAGGGCACUAAAAAUUCUAAGGAGCAUUAAAACAAAUAAACGAUGGGGAAUAAAUAAUGAUAAAUAAAUAAUUAAAAAAAAAAAGGUACCACGAAUAUAUAUAACAGUGUAAUCACGCUAUUGCAUGCCUACUACAAACUGAAAUUAGUAUAACUGCCAAUAUCAAGUUGCAGGUUUGAAUACAAUUAUCUGUCACUAUGGAAGUUGUGUUUGUGCCGAGCUGUCUUUGCUGGUAUUCACCAAGAUUGGCCUGUCUUCGUUAGGCUUCUCCCAAAGUUUCUGAAUUCUGCUGUUUUAACCUCUAGUUUCUUGUUAGUUUUUUGCCUGCCCAUUGGUUCUUGCAGUUCUGUUCUGUGCUGGUUUGGGAGUCCCAACCACGUUUCCAUGUAGAGCUGGGUUUGAAUUCUGCACUGGCACAAAAGGGAAAUACAGGGAAAACGGCACUGGCCUCCAGAGAAGCAACAAUUCUGUGUCAGGCACGGAAAUCCUCCUUGUGAUGGGCCUGGGGGAGCUGUGAGCUCACAACAUCCAAGAAUUGACUCUUAAAAUCCAAACCCCAACCAACUGAUCCCGUUGCCACCCUCCCACAGGCAGGAUCUGUAGGAAUUGGGGAAAUCCUGCUCAGGUUUAUUUUAUUUAAUCCUGUCUGUGCAUGAAGGGCCCAAGGAAACCCAAAAACUGAUGUGUCAUUGCUUGGUAAGGAAACUUUUCAACAUCACAUGUCAAAUUCUGAACAUUUCUGUUUAAUGGCAAAACAAAGCUGAGACAGGCAAAAAGGUCCUGGAGGCAGAGCUUGUCCAUGAAAAGGUGACAAAACUUUUUUUGGAGUCAAUUUGCAUCAAACAUCAUCCUGCAGUCACCUAAAACCACACCCAGGGCAAAGCCUGGCACUAAAAAUGUGCUUUGAAGGCAGCUUGGGGGAAUCCUGAAAUCCUGAUUUAUGAGCCUGGGAACCACCUGCGAGGGGGAAAAUGGAAUUUGGGACAGGAGUUUUGACCCUGCAGAGGCAGGAAUUUAUUUGGAACAGGAGUUUUAACCCUGCAGGGACAGGAAUUUAUUUGGAACAGGAGUUUUAACCCUGCAGAGGCAGGAAUUUAUUUGGAACAGGAGUUUUAACCCUGCAGAAUCAGGAAUUUGGGACAGGAGUUCAUAAAAUUUGCUCUGGAUGCAAGCAGAGCAUCCUGGAUUUGGGUGUUCUGGUCAGAGCCCAGCCAGGGCACAGAUAAACAUGAAAUUUGGCAGCAAAAUCGUUCAUGGGAACCAGUUUUGGUGGAUUGAGCAGAAAUAAUGAUAAUUCAAAUUGUUCCUGAGCUCUCCAGUGGAAAUGGAGAGGCAGAAUUGGGUUUGCAAAAAGGCUCCUCGACAGCUUCAGGUUUUCAGGAAAAUCUUUGGUUGCUCUGAGCCCUCUGGGAUGCGAAUAGGAAUGCAAAUAACAGAUUAAAAUUUUAAAAAUUAAAAUCAUUUAACUACUCACACAAUUCAACUGCUGAAUUUUACAUCUCUGUUGGAAAAAGGAUCCUUUUCACCUUCUCUGCCCUGAAAUGGGAAUAACUGAGUGAGGCUCUGCUGGUUCCCCACGAGGCAGCAGCUCUGUAGGAACUGACAGAAUUUUGUCAGCUGCCACCACUUUGGCAUCUUUUCCUAAGGCAUUUUUUGGUAAAAAUCUGAUUUUUCUCACCCACUGGGGCUCCAUUUCUCAGCAAACAUAAAUGUGGAUUUUUUCCCCCCUCAUCCAUCCAUGACCAGGAUUUCUGCCUGAGGUUGUAGUAGAUUUUCUCAGCGUCUUAAAUUUCUUCAAUUCUUAAAUUUAUUAAAUUCUUAAAUUUAUUAAAUUCCUAAAUUUCUUAAAUUCCUUCUAGCUCGAGCUCUGUGGCUCAGAAAACGAGUUCCCCCCGUUGGAAAUUGCUGUAAAUCUCUUUCAAUCCUCAUUUUUUUGCACUAAGCAAUUGCAUUGUUGCAAUUCAAGCAACUUUUCACAAUUUUUUCCUCAGAAAAUGCUUUCCACUCCAAAGAUCUGACCAGGACUAAAAGCAGCAACAAAAAUUCAUUUUUUUUUCCCUUCGGUGUGAAAAGCAUGGCUAAGCCUAGAUGAUCUUAAAAUUCCUUUAGUUGCAAAGGAAAAAUGAAUUUUUUGUCAAGGAAACAUGCUCAGGGUAAAUAGACUUAGGCUGUCGGGCAGGUAGGAGUAGGUCCAACACUCUUCUGGAAUAAUAGGAAACUGAAAAAUGUGCAGAUAUAUAUAUUUUUUAAAAACAUAAAAUAGACAGUAAAGUGACAGCGGACUCACUGUAAAAUCUCCCAGGUGUGGUUAUUCUUUACCUUGUGUCUUCUGUUGUAAAAUGAACUUGGACAGUUACAACUUUGUGUGGAGAAAUAAAAAAAUAAAAUUAAAAAAAAAAAAGAAAAAAGGUAAAAAAACCCGAACUCAACCUGUGUGAAACUGCAUAAUGCUAUCAGCUAACUUACAUUCUGUAAUGCUACCUUGUAUGUUGGAUUUGUUAACGCACAUUGAGCGUGCAAAAUAAAAAUUAAAUCACUUUAA
Messenger RNA from Taeniopygia guttata (zebra finch), 4509 nucleotides. It is a transcript of the gene SYT11, whose product is annotated as synaptotagmin 11. The record is from RefSeq and is a predicted model, not a curated record. Gene Ontology annotation, cellular component: synapse; plasma membrane; exocytic vesicle. Gene Ontology annotation, molecular function: SNARE binding; phosphatidylserine binding; calcium-dependent phospholipid binding. Gene Ontology annotation, biological process: vesicle fusion; calcium ion-regulated exocytosis of neurotransmitter. Lineage: Eukaryota; Metazoa; Chordata; Aves; Passeriformes; Estrildidae.